CAUGAUUUAUAUCAUCUACAUUUGCUAGGGCUUUGAUGAAUUCAGUUGGAAAGGCAGUACUGGUAGACAUAAAUAAAGUUCAGACACCUGUUGGUAAAAAUGAUGUCCAGAGUAGUGAUGAAGAGAAUUUUAUGGUUGUGAAUGUUAUACCAUCAGGAAAGCAGUUGUCGCGAACCCCAUCACUCAGUAACUUCUGUCCUCCUUGUGGUAACAAACUUGACAGCUCUAAUUUCACUCCUGAUUUGCAAAAUAAACUUUCUAAAGUUGAAAUUGAAGAAUCCCAGGCUACCUGGCAAGAAUUAAGUUCACCCCAGAUACAGAAGAACAAACCUAGAUUAGAAGAAGAUUCAGAUCUAGGGGAGAAUAAAUCUGAAGACUCAACCCUUAUACCACAAGCUAAAUCUCCUGACAAACCUCCCCCUCCCUCUACACCUGAUCUAUCUCUGGUGCCCACUCGUCUUUUGCCCGCUUCAUCAAGCUUUAUCCUACCACCUACACCAGGACUUCCUCUACCUCCCACUCCAGAUAUUUUUGAAAUAAAUUCACAGUUAGAUUUAUCUCUACCACCACCCCCAUCUCCUCUCGUGCAGAAUUUAAGUUCUAUAUCUGGGAAAGACUUCCCUCCACCUCCACCCAGUGACCUCCUUCCACCCCCAUUCAAUGACCACUCUCUGCCUCCAUAUUGUAACGAACCUAACCCUGCAUCCAGUAAGCCCUCUUCAUCUUGUGACUUCCCCCCUCAUCCGCUUGGUGACGUUUCUAGUGUUUUCUCUUCCUCUCCAUUACAGACGAUACUUCCUCCUACUGACCUUGCUUCUAAUCCACCUACUGACCUCCCUCAACCUCCAUCCAGUUUGAUCCAGUCAGAAAAAGAAACCCAGAGUUUAACUAAACCUACCAGAUUAGUUGACUCCCCUGCUAAAGAAGACUUGAUAAGUUUGAGGAUGAAACGAAUUAUCCCCACGGGGAACCAACUCCUCAAUACACCCCAGCUAAAGGUUGCUGAUGAGAGGCAGAGCCAGGAACCUGGAGGACACUACAGACUCCCAUCUGACCUCGAGAAUAUUGCAUAUCCUUCUGCUUGUAAAGUUGGGAUGGAGGUGGUGGUUGAGGCAAAGCAGGUUAGGGAGGAAAAGAAUGCGAAGGUGAUGAAGGAGGCUGAAGUGGUAAAAGAGAAGAAGGAGGCAAAGAAAAUAAAGAAUGUUAUGGAAGUAACAUGUGUUACAGAUGAGAAGGAGGCCAAUCAUGUGAUAAAGAAGGUGAAACAUUUGAAGGAGAUAAUGAUUUCAACUGAGCGGAAUGAUGUGAUGGAUGUUAAGAAUAUGAAGGAUAGAAAGAAGGAGAAGGAGGUUAAGGAGACUAAGAAGAUGAAAGAUGUGGUGGAACCCCAAGCUUGUGAUUUUGAUGUAGUAAAGAGAGAAAACACUCUGAAGCGUGCUUCUCCUAGGCCCUUCCCACCAAGAAUUAGAGGUGUGAAAAGCCAGACCUUGCUCCCUAGUUCGAAACAGAAAAUAUCUGAAAGUUGUGAUUUUCAAUCCGCAAAGCUAUUGCCAUUGAAUGAAAUGGUAAUACCUGCUAAUGAGAAUGAAACCCAAGCUAGUGAAAUUCUGACAAGAGAGUUCAGCAACAAAUCUAAAAUUAACCUGGGACAGAAAAGUAAACAGGAGAUUGAAAAAGCAGAAAUAAAUUUAGAUGUUACUUCUAAGAAGGAAAAUGCUUGCACAUCUAGGAAGGAUGUAAGAGAAAAGAAUACUUCCAUACAAGAGAGUUGUACCAAGACUCAGACUCAAUUAAACCAUGGGAAUAAUAAAAUUGAGGACCAAACUCCACAUCCAGUUGAAGUUGAACAAGAGAGGGUUAAGAUUAGGAAUGAUUCUAAGAAGAUGAGCAAAUCUGAAAGCAUGCCUAAACAGAUGAGUAAAGAUGAUCUAAAAGUUUUGAAAGAGGUGAAAAAACAAAAGAUUUUAGAAGAGAUGAAGGAGAAGAAUAGAGAAAGGGUGGAAAAGAGGAAAAAGGAAGUAUCUGCUACCAUUACCCGAGCUCAAGCAGCAAUUGAAGCUCAUCCGCAAACUGUAGCUUUGAGAGCAAGAAAAACAGCCGAUCCAAACAUGAAGAAUGUGAAGAAGGCAAUAGAUGUUUCAAAGAAGAAAGAGGAUGAAGCACAACCUCCAAAGGAAAUAGAAAUGCUGGAUUCCAAGAUUGGUGCAGAUGAUCCUCCAAGGAACAUGGGGACCAAGUCUGAACCUCCAAGGAUUAAAAAGGACACAACUAAAAUUUCAAAAAACAAUAAGAUAUUGAUUCUGCCUUCGACCGAAACAGAAAGUUUGCAACCUAAUAACAAAAGAAGAAGUAACACAGAGUUGGCUGAACCUAAGAAUGAUACUGAGUUUGUGCUGAAACUACAAAGGGAUGGUGAUGAUGAUCAAGAAAGAUCUUCAGAACAUUGCACUGUAAACACGCUUGAGAGCAAUGACGAAGUUCUACAGGGCAAGUCUGGGAGUUCCUUGUCUGUUCCCAAGGACUCAGAAAAGCGCAAAUCCCAAGAUCUUGAAGUAAAGAAAGUGAAACUGAGUCGGAAGCCUUCCAAGAAGUAUAAAGAUGAUGAAACAGGACACAUAUUGUCUGAUGAUGAGAAACACCAGGAAUUAAGUGUGACAUCUCAGACAGGAAAACCAAGGCCUGUCAUGGGGGUGAGGAACUUGCAACGAAAACUGAGCAAUGCUAAUGUUAUUGAUGGUAACAGUUUAAGGCCCAGAAGAAGUCAACCAGACUCUGGUGGUGAAGAAGAUUUGAAGCAAAUUUCUGGUAUAAUUGAAAGCUAUGAACCCCAGAAGAAAAUCCGAAGAACAUUCACUGCCAAACUUGAUACUUCUGACCAAAACACCGGAAAGCAAAAUGAUUGUGAAUUGGUAGAAAACGUUUUAGAGAAAGAGAAUAGUCCCUCAAAAAUGUCUAAUAAAGAACAAACCAUUACAGACAUCUCUGAAAUAAUAACGACUGAAGAAGUUCCUAUUAAGAAGACUACAGUUUUUCCUCUUGGCUUUGGAAAAAAGGUUGGUAAAUUGACAGAAACAGCUGAAGAUGACAGUGGAGCACCUAAUGUAUUACUAAAAAAGAAUAAAGUCAAAGAAUUGUCUAAUCUUUUGAAAAAUAAAGCCAAACAAGAGUCAGAUUAUAAGAAAGCUGAAGCCAAGGAAGUAAUGGAUUUUGAGAAAACAGCUAAGAAAGCAUCAGAUCUUAAAAAAGCUGAAGCUAAGAAGGCAUUAAAUCGGGAGAACGCUAAAUCCGAGAAAGAGUCAGAUCAUAAGAAAGCUGAAGCCAAAGAAGUAGUAGAUUGUAUGAAAUCUGAAGCCCUGGAAGUAUCAGAUCCUAAGAAAGCAGUUAAGGAAGCAUUAGAUCUUAAAAAAGCUGAAGUUAAGGAAGCAUUAAAUCGUAAGAAAGCUGAAGCCAAGAAAGAGUCGGAUCAAAAGAAAGCUAAAGCCAAGGAAGCAUUAGAUCGGAAAAAAGCUGAAGCUAAGGAAGCAUUAUAUCAGAAGAAAGCGGAAGCUAAGGAAGCAUUAGAUCGGAAGAAAGCUGAAGCUAAGGAAGCAUUAGAUCAGAAGAAAGCUGAAGCCAAUGAAGCAGUUAUGAAGAAGACAUCUGAUUAUAAAAGAACAAAAGGUCAGGAUGAUAAGAAUAGAAUAAGAUUAGAAGCUAAAGAAUCUUUGAAUAUAAAUGAUGAUGUCAAGGCUACCAACACACGGAAAUCAAGAAUGAGCUCAGGAGUAGCUCUAAAGCAUGCUAAAGAAGCAGUCGAUGAAACUGGGAAGGAAAUUAGAAAAUCUAUUAGCAGUACAACAGUUUAUCUGGAAAGUAUCAAAACGGUUAUUAAAAAAGGAAUAGAAAAGUCAGGAAAGAAGGAUUCCUUUGCUAAAGAAAGUAAAGAAGACAAAAAGUCUGCAAGAAAAGAACAAAAAGAAGAAACAGUUUUGAAUCCCAACCUUAAAGAAGAAGAUGCACAAAACUUCUCUAUUAACAUGAGCAGGGGUAAAAGAAUGCCUGAGAAAAAAUCUUCGCAAUCUUCAGAAAAGAAACAAGAAAAUUUACAAAUCAAAAAUGAGAUAGAUGAGGUUGAGAAUAUAUCUGCUGCAACUUCUAAAAAGUUGAAAAAGUCCACCAGUCGAAGAUCAAAAAGGAAACCGGAGUUUGAAGAGAUUGAGAAGCAAUCCUCUGCGACUUCUGAUAAGUUGGAAAUGCCAGAAAAGCCCACCAGUCGAAGAUCUAAAAGGAAACCUGAGUUAAAGGAGGUUGAGAAUAUAUCUGCUGCAACUUCUGAUCAGUUGGAAAAGUCCAACAGUCGAAGAUCCAAAAGAAAAACUGUUCCUGGUUCAGUCCAACUAGAAAAACAGGAUGAAGGUUUUCAAUCCUCAAAGAAGAAAAGGGGUCGAAAAAACGAGACGUCAAUUUUAGAGCAUGAAAUUCAGGGCAAUGAUGAGGAGUACAUUAUUAGAAAGGAUUCCGAAGAAUUUUUUACGGCCCCAGAAGAGAGCUACGUCAGGCCUUCUCGGAAUGCUAGGAAACGGUUUGAUUUGAAGGAAGUGUUGACCAGUUCGGUUGAGAUUACCCCAGCAUCUAAAAAGAAAACGAAGAGAAAAAUUGCUUCGGUCGCACAAACGGCCAAAAGAACCGGGAAAAAGACCAAGCUUUCUUCAUCAGAAGAGGAGGAAUUUUUCUCUACUCCUCAGCGUUAACAUCAUUCUGUGCUUUCUUUCAGCUAACAUCCUUCCAACAUCAUU
This is a messenger RNA of Eurytemora carolleeae, 4775 nucleotides long. RefSeq names its product plectin. The transcript has 15 exons. NCBI's taxonomy places the organism in Eukaryota, Metazoa, Arthropoda, Copepoda, Calanoida, Temoridae. The record is from RefSeq and is a predicted model, not a curated record. Bases 36 to 4730 code for a protein of 1564 amino acids.